This is a messenger RNA of Eutrema salsugineum, 1131 nucleotides long. RefSeq names its product serpin-Z1. Gene Ontology annotation, molecular function: serine-type endopeptidase inhibitor activity. The record is from RefSeq and is a predicted model, not a curated record. NCBI's taxonomy places the organism in Eukaryota, Viridiplantae, Streptophyta, Magnoliopsida, Brassicales, Brassicaceae.
CUGUGGAUCAAAAAGAUGGAUGUGAGCGAAGCUAUGAAGAAGCGAAACGACGUUGCGAUGAUCUUCUCCAAGCACGUCUUAUCAUCUUCCGUGUCUAACGUCGUCUUUUCGCCGGCGUCAAUAAACUCUGUGAUCACCAUGCUCGCCGUUGGUCCCGGAGGUGACUCAGUCGCCGGUGAAAUCCUCUCCUUCCUCAGAGCUUCUUCAAUCGAUGAGCUCAAAGCCGUCUUCCGCGAGAUCUCCUCACUCGUCUUCGCCGACCACAGCGCGAGCUGAAGCCCCAAGAUCACUGCAGCGAAUGGCCUCUGGAUCGACAAGUCACUUCCCAUUGAUCCCAAGUUCAAGGAUAUCUUCGAGAAUCUCUUCAAUGCUAUCUACGCUCCAGUAGAUUUCCGAUCAAAGGCUGAAGAAGUGCGUCUAGAGGUGAAUUCAUGGGUUGAAGACAAUACCAAUAAUCUCAUCAAGGAUCUUCUUCCUUACGAUUCCGUCACAAGCGUAACCAACAAGAUUUUUGCAAACGCAUUGUAUUUCAAGGGAGCUUGGGAAACGCCAUUUGAUAAGUACAAUACAAGAGACGAAAAUUUUCACCUUCUCAAUGGCGAAACAGUGUCUGUGCCAUUCAUGAGCAGCGAUGAGGAUCAAUACGUUGGAGCUUAUGAUGGUUUCAGUCUCCCUUAUAGACGAGGCAAUGAUGAUACCAAUCGAGAAUUCUCAAUGUAUUUCUAUCUCCCGGACAAAAAGGAUGGUUUGAAUGAUCUUGUGGAGAAGAUGUCAUCUACUCCUGGAUUCGUGGAUAGUCACACUCCGAGUUACCAAACGGAAGUUGCAGAAUUCAGAAUUCCAAAGUUUAAGAUCGAAUAUGGGUUUGAAGCUUUAAAAGUUUUCCCUGAUUUGAAGCUCAAUGACCUGUUAUUGUUGUACCAUAAAGCUUGUGUUGAAGUUGAUGAAGAAGGUGCUGAAGCUGCAGCUGCAACUGCUAUGAUGGAAGGCUGUUGUUGUUACGAGGAGCCUCCUAAGAGGAUAGAUUUUGUGGCUGACCAUCCAUUUAUUUUCUUGAUUAGAGAAGACAAAACCGGAAUCGUUUUGUUCGUUGGUCAGAUCAUUGAUCCUUCCAAAUCUUCUUCUGCUUAG